Messenger RNA from Hydractinia symbiolongicarpus, 3438 nucleotides. Its product is annotated as SAFB-like transcription modulator. NCBI's taxonomy places the organism in Eukaryota, Metazoa, Cnidaria, Hydrozoa, Anthoathecata, Hydractiniidae. The transcript has 7 exons. The record is from RefSeq and is a predicted model, not a curated record. The coding region runs from base 628 to 2688 and encodes 686 amino acids.
AAAUUGUUUCGUUUUUGUGUUUUAAGAAGCAUGGUGAAAAACGGUGUCUUUUGUUUUUGCAUAGAUUCUUGUGGUCUUUCAUGUUAUUUUUAUUAAGUAGUUAUCCAGACUUAUACUUCUUCACUGUUUGUGUAUAAAUUAUAGGAAGUUUGGGAAAUAAUAUUUAUGUUCUAUGCUCUGUUUUUCUGUAGAUGUCUACUGUUAUAUUUCUGAUAAUUUGGAUAUUGUGUCUUCUGCAUUUUUUACAUUUUUAAUGAUGUCUCUCAGUGUUUACACAAUCACGGCGAGUGUAUUUGUCAUCCUGUCAUGUGAAAUUUACACUAAAUGUUUUCACAGGAAAGUUUCUGCAAACACUUUUUCGCUGUUGUAUUUUGUUUGCAACAAAUGGAUUCUCAAACUUGCAUGUUAAAUCAGUUUCCAGCAUUAAAAAUCAAGUCUUAAUCUUUCUACCUUUUGUGCAUCACUCGACUGGCUUUGUUUAUUUCUCUAAAACCAGUGUUAGCUAGACUGCAUGGGAGUAAAUGGUAUGGUUAAAAGUUGAUUAUCUGCAGUUAACACAUAAUCAAGUGGUUCAGCCCUUUUAAUUUUUAAAGUUAUAGUAAAAAAAUUCCUUAUCACCCAUCAGAAAUGGCUGACACUUUAACGUACACGUCAACUGACGACCAGUCCUUUCACAUCACUCUGGGUUCUCCUUCCAAAAAAUCUCCGACUCUUGUCCCGUUGAAAGACGAUAGCUUUAACGAGGCAGCUGGAUUACAGAGGUCUGGAACGAGUGGAAGAAAGUCUUCUGUAGAGAAGAUGCUGGAGGAAUCGCUAAACACAGCUGAAAAAGAAGAUUAUAGCACCUCGAGAAACUCCUCCUUUGUGUCUAACGGCACAUUGAGUGGUAGCGAUGAUGAUGACGGCGCUGUAAGAAGGGGCGGUAAGAGAGCAGUAGUGAAACCCUCCGCCGUUGUUCCGUUAAAAGAUGAUAGUUUUAUAGAAGCUGCUGGCUUACAGAGGUCAGCCAAAAGUGGAAGAAAAUCAUCUGUGGAGAAGUUGCUUGAGGAAUCGUUAAACACAGCUGAAAAAGAAGAUUACAGCAGCUCGAAAAACUCCUCCUUUCUGUCUAACGGAACAUUGAGUGGUAGCGAUGAUGACGAUGGCGCUGUAAGACGAGGCGGAAAAAGGACGGUGGAGAGACCACAAAACUUAAAGAGCGAUGACUUUAUUCAAAGUGCUGGCUUGUCAAGAACAGGCAAUGUGGGUAGAAAAUCCUCUAUGGAGAAGCUGUUAGAAGACCAGCUACAAACAAGAGAAGAAACAGCUCAAGUUACUCGCAAAGUGUACACAGAAAACAGCGAAGGAGAUCAAUAUUUAGUAAGAGAUACGAAGCCUCUACAAAAGCAGUCUUCCAUAUCAUCAACGGAGGAGGACAUUGGUCUAGGUAAACGAAAGAAUUCGAUAUACGAGCAAAAAAACAUCGAGGUUCCAGUGGCGACAAAAGGAAAUCGCAUCGCUGCUCGAACGCAGAAUCUUUUUAAGCAAUACGAACGCGACAUGUCGAUACACGAGGCAAAACCAAUCGUCGACGUAAAUGAAGGGGCGGCCCAACGAAAAGUCAGCUACGAUGAGUCCUUAAAAGACGAAAAACGGAAAGUAGACCUCGUAAGAGCAGAAAAAGAGAAAGAGCUGCUUGAAAUGAGACUUCAAUAUCAACAACGAUUGCAAGAGGAGGAACGCGAACAAGAAGAAGAACGCAAGCGUAGAAUUGCUAACAGUGAAAUAAAAUACACAAGAGCUUUAGGAGAUGUAAAGAAUCGAUAUCUGUCAGCUGCUGUCGGACAACCUGCCGAGAAGAACGAUAGCGACGAAGACGACAACAAAACGACACACGUUGAUAAACACGGCGUCCCUGUCGAAAAAAGUGGCGGCAAAAUCGAGAUUGUUAGAAGUUCUGACGGUGUCGGCAAUAUACGCGAACGUUUUGGGAGCAUUGGUAAGGCAGGAUGGAAGAAACGAAACACCACCGACGGUGACGUCACGCAAGUUGAUUCGAGUAAAGUUAGCUCCGCUCGAAAUGUCUUCAAGACGUUCGAAGUAAACAACAACGACGUGAAAACAUUCAACCGUCCUACGUCGCGAAAAGUACGUGAUCCGAAAGAACUCAUGGAGAUGCGUAAAAAAAUCACAUAUGGCGGACAUACCGACGAAUUGCCGCAAGACGGCGUCAUUAAAAAAUCGGUUGUUCUCGACGAAAACGAACUUGGAACGAGAUCCCCGAAAAAGGAUGCGCUCAGAGUAUAUAAAACUUUAGAAUCGCGAGUGGAAGACACUUCGCCUCAAAAUAAACCAACUGUUCGGUUGUUGUCGGAGAGUGAAACUCGUGCGAAUAUGGAAGUAAAAAGAUUUGGGGGAAGUUCUUCGAACAGUGAGGCAGGGGAUGUAAUUUCAGACUUGACCGUAGAUGUCAGUGGAUAUGGCAGCAGUACACUUUGCAGUCCAACUAGCACGGCUAGCGAUGGAUACAGUAGCUUGUCAGACACGAAAGAGCCGGUUGACGACAUGCUUGGAAAAGGACAUAUUCAAGAGUUCAUAACAGGUGAUUUAUCAGAUAUGACAAUUUCUGUUAAUGGUGACGUCAUCGAAAACGACGAACAGCCGUCGCAUGAAAACGUUGAAAAUUAUGAGGUGCCGACCUACUGCUAAAUUGAUCCAUUGAACGAGAAUAGUAGAGAGUUUGCUGAUAUCGUGUUUGCUUAGAUUAGUCAGUAGUAUUUCGAACGAUUAAAUCGCUUCGUUUUACAGUCGUGUAAAAAAAAUGAGCUUAUCGUCAUGAAAAACGGCGUUCUACAAGUUUUUACAAAAUGUCUGUGAAAAUGUUGCUUACAUUCUGAGUUUCUUUUUCUUUCUCAUGGUUUAAUAGCCUACUUGAUCUCAUGAUAACAUGCAUCAUAAUGGCCGAUGACAGCCAACCUGGUUAAAACCUUAAAGACGAAUCUCAGUUUCUGGAAUUUAAAACCUUUCUUUGUGUUUAUGUUUGUCUAUUUUUCGCAUAUGAAACCGCCCUACAACCUCCUUCACGCCCCUUACGCCCCUUUUUUCUUUGAAUGUUAUUGAGCGACAAAAUUUAUUGACGAGUCUCAAAUUAACCUGGGACUACACCCAACGUAUAUAAUUUUUUUUACAUACAUAUAUACAUUAUUAUAUAUACAUAUAUAUAUAUUAAUUUAUUCUAAUUUUUAACAAUAGUAUUUUUCUACGAAAACAAAAAACUGUAGAACUGCUCAAAACAAUUGGUUGUAAAUGCUAGUUUGUGUGACCAUGAGUUUUGUUUACAAAAAAGAUCUUGAUUUUGUACAUACGAAAGUAAAUGUGUCUUUAUACUUUGAUUUAUUGUGGUAGGAUGUUGUAUGUAAAAGUACCUAAUAUAAAAGGAUGUUGCCAUUAGUAGACAAA